GGCGGGGCCUUGCGUCAGACGUACGAGGGGUGGCGGGAGGAGCUCAAAGUGUGCCUGGCCCAUACGGAGGCGGUCAUCGACUUCGGCGACGACGAGUUAGACGUGGACGAG
Messenger RNA from Nannochloropsis gaditana CCMP526, 111 nucleotides. RefSeq lists its product as uncharacterized. The transcript has a single exon. The annotation marks the transcript as partial. The record is from RefSeq and is a predicted model, not a curated record.